Aspergillus steynii IBT 23096 is the source of this 1090-nucleotide messenger RNA. RefSeq lists its product as uncharacterized. Gene Ontology annotation, molecular function: acyltransferase activity, transferring groups other than amino-acyl groups. Bases 292 to 963 code for a protein of 223 amino acids. The record is from RefSeq and is a predicted model, not a curated record. The transcript has a single exon. Lineage: Eukaryota; Fungi; Ascomycota; Eurotiomycetes; Eurotiales; Aspergillaceae.
AACAUUCGAUUUCGGAGCGCGGAGUCCCAGGUUUGCAUGUCCGAAGGGGUUAGCAUAUCCGACCGAACAUAUCAUUUUCUUUGCCUGGAGGCUCUCCAAGUCUCGUUCCUACACUAAACAUAAGCGCUAGAUUUGGACUCCCGUUGCGGUGUAGUGGCUCAGAUGGAUCGAUUGUUGGAAAAGUAUAUGAACCGCUAGGUUUCCACAUGCUACAACUCUACUUUUCUAUUUCUUAUUUCUCAUUUUCUACGUCUCAACCCUCUCCUCCAAUCCUCCCAUCCUUAAUUCACAAUGAUCUCCAAAUCCGCCCCGUCUUUCACCUUCGUCCCGGUCAACCUCGCCGACCCCAAGGAAUACAGCGAGUUCCAGCGCCAGCGCACAAUCUGCGGCUGGGCCUUCUCCGACGAGACCCUCGCGUUCUACCGCGAGAAGCAAGAGCAGAAACUGAAGUCCCUGUUUUGGAUCACCAUCACCAAUCCUGGCGCCUCGAGUGCCGAAACGCCAAACGCAGAGUCUGAGCCCGCUGAAUCAACCCUCCGCGUAGGCCACAUCUCGCUAGACUCCUACACGGACCCACCGCAUAGCCCGGAGAUCGUCGCGGAGGAUAAAUCGACCCUCGCGAUUCAGAAUUUCUUCAUCCUCCCGGAGCACCGCAAGCUGGGGCUUGGGCAUGCGGUCAUGGAGAAGCUGGAGGACGUGGCGCGCACGGAACCGUAUGGGAGUCCGAAUUGUCAGUUCCUGGCGCUGAGUACGUUGACGAAGAAGUAUGUUUAUGAUGAGGGGCCCGAGUGGAGGGGGCUGUGGGCGAAGUUUGGGCUGCCGGCUCCGGACUUUAGUGCUCAUACUUGGUAUGAGAAGAGAGGGUAUGAGAUGUUCAAGGAGGAGCCGAGGUAUCCGGUUACGAAUGAGGAUGGAUUUACGGCGUUGUUGGUGAUGGCGCUUAUGAAGAAGAGAAUUGGGUGAUUGGUUUUGGGGGUUUGGGGAGUAGAGGUUGGCUAGAAUGGUUUAUGUGUAUAUGUGAAUGGGUAGACGCUGUUUAAAAACCGUGUCGCGUGGUUUUGGAUGUAUAGAUAAUGUGCAUAUGUUUUUU